UUCCGUAAAUCGUUAAUUUCGCCAUUUGGAUCGCGACCGUCGUUAAGGUUAAGGGCCAAAAUCGUCGUCCGCGACGAAGGGGAGGCCGACUGUCUCCCUGGGAAACGAGCAUUCUGCUCACCGCUGUUCGCGUACUUUCCGUGCAGCACCGCAUCGACUGUCGAACGCCGACACAUCGAAGCACACUUUUUUACCAUUUGGUACUGACGAAACAUGGCUUAUUGAAGAAGAUGAAGGGUGUGCGAAGGAAUAUCGUUUCUCCAAACGGAGGAGAUCGCAGCUACGACGAAGUGCGUCAUCAGGCCGAGUACGGUCGUUUCUCAAAUGGAUGUAAGGUCAAAGUUCGCGCCGUCCCCCGUCGAGGGGACUGCUGCUGACGUGAAGAAGGAUCAAGAUGUUAAUGGUAAGCAUCAUCCAAGAACAUUGCGCAAAAAGGACCCUGAUGGCACCAAGAACAAUGUGCAGCCGACCAGGUACAAUAUACAAAAAACAAAAGAUUUUGUUAAGAGACAGAAAUUUAAAGGACAAUAUCAUGGCGGUGCAGAGGAGAAUUCCAAGGUAGUGGUGAGGAAGUUGCCUGAGCGAGGCUCAGUAUUGGUCCAAAGAAGCAAAAAGGAGAAUGGCAAUCACUUGCUGAAUUUUCGCUACGAGCGAGACAAAGUGGGAGAUGCAGGGGGAUUAAACAGGAAUACAGGGAGAUACGGCCGCAAGAAUAACAGAUCGCUUCCACCAGUGCAGCAGCAUAAGUACAACAAGGAACAGUUUGUGCAAUCUAGCUGCCAAUUUGUUGUGUCUGCGUGCGGCGAUUAUUCCUUACAUCUGAGCGACCCCGAUACUCUUGUGGAUUGGAAACUGAUCGAGCAAGUUAAAUUCUACAGCUCGGAAGAACUCUUUUGUCCGAUCUGCUUGCAUGCUCCAGCCGCAGGCAGAAUAACUCGCUGUGGUCACAUCUAUUGCUGGCCUUGUAUCCUCCGCUACUUAUACAUCUAUGAUGAUAACGACAGUUGCAGAUGCCCCAUCUGCUAUGAAUAUGUUCACAAGAACGAUUUGAAGAGUGUGACCGUAAUUACGCGAAGCACGUUCGCAUUGGGCGACAUCAUCAGCCUACGUUUGAUGCGUCGUGAAAAGGACUCGCUGUUCGCAGUCCCAGCGGAACUCGCGAUUCGCCCACCAACGACAUUCUUAUCAGUCUCCGAAAGUGCUGAUAAUAAAAUAUAUUCGAAGCUUCUUAUUGCGAGCGUAAAGGACAUCAUGGACAUCAUAGAAAAUGAGCGUUUCCAACUGGAAGAUGAACUUCAGAAGAAUCCCGAGAUGCUCGACUACAUCGAACAAGCACUCGGUGAACUAUCAAAGAGACAGGACAAGUUACAAGAGUGUGCAGAGAGCAAGAAUACAUUACCUGUGGAGAACGUAACAGGGAUCGUUGAAGAAACAUUGCAAGAUAAUGAUAAGAACGUUAAUGGGUGCUUGAAGAAUAUUGAUGCCAAGUCUCUGGCAAAACAAUCUUCGACAGACAGCGCUUCCAGCGAUAGUCAGCUUUCUUCAAGUCCUCCCAAAUUUUCUUAUUUUUAUCAAGCGGAGGAUGGACAACAUAUAUAUCUUCAUGCCGUGAAUGUGCAGAUGUUGAAGGAGGAGUAUGAGGAUCUAGAGAAAUGCCCUUCCAUAAUAAGGGGUAAACUUCUCGAAAAGGAAGCGAGUAUUUACAUGGAGGACGUAAAACGAAGAUUUCGCUAUCUUAAGCACUUGCCACUUAACUCACCAUUCGAACUGGCGGAGAUCGAAUUAAAACCACCACUUGUGUCGGCAAAAGUUAUUCGUGCUUUUCAUGAGGAACUAAAUUCAAGACAAAAACGCAGAGAGCAAAAGAAACGCGAGGAAAAGAAACUGGAAGACAAAAUAACGGAAGAAGAAAACAGAUUGAUCGGCAUAUAUCCAACGCCCAACAUAGACAUUGAAUCAUAUCAAGAAUUCCCUGAGUGGCAACCGGACCAGCUUUCCAAGGAUUAUAUAUCAUCUCCAGAAUCAGCUUCUUCAAGUACCGUUGAUAGCUCGCCCGCCAACUCGUCUAUUUCCAAUUUUGAAUCAAUUUCAUCAAAUACUCCAUUGAGUACGCUUGAUGAAAUUGCUUUAAAACGGGAAACUGAUUGGUCACAAGAACAGGGCUUGACUUUUGCCGCUAUUCUGACGGGGACGCGUAACAAAUCUUUCGAUCCUUGGCCGUCCGUAAAAUCAAAGAAGUACUCCAAUACAGUGAGCGCAUCGUCCAAUAAAAACGAAGAAACAUCGCUAGCUACGAGGAGGGCAUACAACAAACCUGCCACCGCUUGGCCGUCUGUAAAAUCGGACAAUUCCUCCGGAACACCGAAUACAUCAUCCAAUGAAGACGAGAAAGAGACGUACGUUCGUGAACAAAAGUCCCGGUUUCCCGAUCACGAUACAGAACAGAGCAAGCUACCAGAGCCAGAAGCAAGAGAUGACGGUAACACGGUUGGCAAGAAGAAGAAGAAGAAGAAAGGAAAAGGAACCGUGUUAUUCAAAACUGGUAUAACAUCCGGGUACUCAUUAUGAUUAUGUGUGCGAUUACAUAUUUUCUGCUAUUCAUUUCGCUAUUCCGCGCAUUAUAAUAAUAACGGUAAUUGGUAGAAUUACGUUGAAUCGAUCGUAGGAAAUUCAAGAUUUUUUGUUUUAGCUCUCGCCAAUGUUAUUUGACGUAAUGUACAACCUGCGUACUAAUGUCCUUAAUUUUACAUUAAAAUUAUUGUAAUCAUUUGCCAUAGGGUUCUUGCAUAUUGUGCUUAUGAAUAAAAUUUUACUUCGUUCAUGCUACACA
This is a messenger RNA of Ooceraea biroi (clonal raider ant), 2830 nucleotides long. RefSeq names its product RING finger protein 10. Gene Ontology annotation, molecular function: transcription cis-regulatory region binding; metal ion binding. The record is from RefSeq and is a predicted model, not a curated record. NCBI's taxonomy places the organism in Eukaryota, Metazoa, Arthropoda, Insecta, Hymenoptera, Formicidae. Gene Ontology annotation, biological process: positive regulation of transcription by RNA polymerase II.